Molecule: messenger RNA, 1144 nt
Organism: Orbicella faveolata
Lineage: Eukaryota; Metazoa; Cnidaria; Anthozoa; Scleractinia; Merulinidae
Product: eukaryotic translation initiation factor 3 subunit M-like
Biological process (GO): cytoplasmic translational initiation
Cellular component (GO): eukaryotic translation initiation factor 3 complex; cytoplasm
Molecular function (GO): translation initiation factor activity
Source: RefSeq, a predicted model, not a curated record
UCUUUUAAAAAAAGUGAAUAGAACGUUGAGGAAGUCUGAAAUUAGAUCGAAAUGGAAGCGAUCUUGCCGGCUUUUAUUGAUGUUGGAGAGCAAGAUCAGGCACAGGAGAUCAGAGGAUAUCUAAAAUCUUGUGGUGCAGAUAUAAAAGAAGAGAGCACAUCUCCAUUACACGAAGACUUAGAUCAGUUACUGGCAGCAUGUGACAUAAAUUUCAAAACUGAAUCAGAACUUGAAGGUGUCAUGAACAGCCUCCUGUCCCUGAUAUUAGUAGUAACAGAAAAGAGAGAUGACUUGAUUAAGAAGUUUUGUGACAAAGUAGCCGAAGUGAACUCAGAGGAGGAUACAGCAUUGAGUAGACUGAGAAUACUCAACAUCAUGUUGAACUGGCUUCACGAGAGAGAUCCCAUCAGAUAUGAUGUUUACUGCACACUGAUAAAGGUGGCAGGAAAGGCUGGUUUGAUGGAUCAAAUUACUGUAUCACUGGAUCAGGUUAAGUCCUGGUUAAAGAUGUGGGAAGUUGAUGGGGAGAAGGCUAGACAUGUUUACAGAUUACUCUUUGAUGCCCUGACAGAGGACAGGCAAAGUGAAGAAGCAACUGCUGUAAUGGUGGAGCUCCUCAGGACAUAUUCCGAUGAAAAUGCAUCAGAGGUUAAAGAUGAUGCUACAAACUGCAUUAUAAGCCUUUUGGGAAGACCAAAUGUGCUGAUUAUGGACUUCCUGCUCACACUCCCACCAGUUGCGGCACUGCAAGGCGAACCUAUUUAUCAGCUUCUAAACAUCUUUGUCUCUGGAAGACUGGCUGACUACAUGGAAUUCUAUGAAAAGAACAAAGAUUUUGUGGAUUCUUGUGGUUUAUCUCAUGAGAAGAACCUUCAUAAAAUGCGUGUUUUGACAUUCAUGUCACUUGGAGAAACAAAAUCUGAAGUAAAUUUUGAUGAUCUCUGCAGAGAACUCAAUUUUGGUCUGGAUGAAGUCGAGGCAUUUGUCAUUGAAGCGCUUCGAUCAAAACUCGUUCGCACAAAGAUAGACCAAGUCAACAAGAAAGUCAUCAUCAGGUAAAGUUUUACCAAAUGUUACAGAAGUUUACAAAUAAUACUUGCUAUCUGUGUGGAGUAAAUGAUGAAAAUAAAGAUCUAAAGAACUA